AUGAACGAAGUCUGCCAACUCAAAGAACUGGAAGUUGAGCACUUUGAGAUACGAGAAGUUCUACGUUGCAUAUUACACACGAUCGUGUUUCAUAGAGCUUUGGGUCUUGUCCGGCCUAAAGACAUUGAUUUGGAACUUUUUGACAUUACAUAUGUGAGUGAUUCUACAUUCUUUCAAGUUAUUGCUUUAUUUUCCUUGGAUGAAAGCAAUUUAGAGCUUCAUGAUGAUGUUCGUGGAAGUUUGAACUUCGUACAAUGUGGUGAUGUCGAACUUGAGAAAAAGAUAGAAGAGAAGAUUGAUCAAUUCAUAAGUUGGGUAGAGAAACAUCCGAAUAAGAAAAGCCAGAUAUGCUUAUCUUUCUAUGAAGAGAAAAGCAAACAUAUAAAGUGGUUGCCCAAAUCUGACCACCGCCUAUAUUGGGAACAGUGGUAUGUCAACUUGCAUGUGACUCAACAUCCUAAAGCACACUCUGGAAAGUCUCAUCAUUCAAAACCAAUGGUUGACCCAGGAGAAACUGUAUCUGAGGACAGGGGUGUUCGUAGGGCAGCACUUGAAGCAUCUCUUCAUGAGGUCCAGUUGAUUGGACCCAUUUACACCUUGAUGCCAACAAAAACCACGUCCCCUGGUUUAGCAAGGUGGAUUUUACCUGAUAAAGAAAUCAAAGAAGUCCGUUACCAUCAUUUUAACUAA
This is a messenger RNA of Dovyalis caffra, 690 nucleotides long. NCBI's taxonomy places the organism in Eukaryota, Viridiplantae, Streptophyta, Magnoliopsida, Malpighiales, Salicaceae. The record is from the annotation of a GenBank genome assembly.